Molecule: messenger RNA, 1487 nt
Organism: Hibiscus syriacus
Lineage: Eukaryota; Viridiplantae; Streptophyta; Magnoliopsida; Malvales; Malvaceae
Product: transcription factor bHLH68-like
Exons: 8
Coding region: 335-1300 (321 amino acids)
Biological process (GO): regulation of transcription by RNA polymerase II
Cellular component (GO): nucleus
Molecular function (GO): DNA-binding transcription factor activity, RNA polymerase II-specific; protein dimerization activity; RNA polymerase II cis-regulatory region sequence-specific DNA binding
Source: RefSeq, a predicted model, not a curated record
AAAUGAAAGAAUGAAUGAAAAAAAUAAAGGAGCAAAGGCUCCCCAACCCCACCCCUGUAUAUAUAUAAAAAAAUUCCUUUAAAGUUUUCUUCAUCCUCAUCUGGGAAAACAAACAAAAGGGCCGAGGGGACUGGUGAUAAAGCUUUCUUUAACAAAGGACUGUUUGGUUGGUUGGGUGUAUAAACAAGGAAACUCACCAAAGUGAAGAGAAAAAAAAGAUCAUUUAUCUUUUCCUUCUUUCUUGUGCUUGUGGGGAACUUAGUUGUUUUUUUGGAAGGAUAAGUGGGAUAUGAAAUUGAAUUAAAGUUUGUUUUUUAAGAGAUUUUGUAAACAAAUGGUGGAAGGAAACCCUAGCUGGUGGAGCAUGCAUUUGCAUCAUCCUUCGGCUUUGUUAACGAGUACUCCAUCGUCUUCAUCUAUCUUCCCUCAAUAUGUUGUUGGAUCUUCUUCUUCUUCUUUGGUUGAUAACCAUGAAGAACAGCUUCCUCAAUCAUGGGGCCAACUUCUCCUGGGUGUCACCGGAGAAGAAGACCGGUACGACGGCCUGGGUACUUUCCUGCCGAAGAAGUUGGAAAAUUGGGAGAACCAAAUCCUAAAGCAACAUCAACAUAGUAACUUGUACGGUCAUCACGCCAAUGAAGAAUUUCAACCACCUAGACCUCCUCCUCCACCUGCCACCGCCGCCGCCGCCGCAUGGUCCCAAAUCAUGUCGGUUUCCUCCCCAAGCCCCAGGUCUUGUAUUACAAGCUCAAGCAGCAACAUGUUAGAUUUCUCUUAUAACAACAUGGCGGCUGAUGGAUCCAACUCCAAUACUCAACCUCCCCCAGACCAUUCUUCUGAGUGUAAUAGGAAAGGCAGCAUCACAGGUGGUGGGGCGUGGAAGAAGGCUAGGGUUCAACCAUCUUCAAGCCAACCGCCUUUAAAAGUGAGAAAGGAGAAGCUUGGUGAUAGAAUAACAGCACUUCACCAGUUAGUUUCCCCAUUUGGAAAGACUGACACAGCAUCUGUGUUGUUGGAAGCUAUCGGAUAUAUCAGAUUCCUUCAGGGUCAAAUUGAGGCUCUUAGCUCCCCUUACAUGGGCACUGCAACUCCAAACAUGAGAAACCAACAAUAUGGUCAAGGGGAAAGGAGUUGUGCAUUUCCUGAAGACGAAGGACAGCAGGAAAAGCAAGAGCAUCAGCCAAAGGACUUGAGGAGUAGAGGGCUGUGCUUGGUUCCCGUGUCUUGCACCCAACAAGUCGGAAGCGAAAACGGUGCCGAUUACUGGGCGCCGCCGGCUUUCGGGGGCGGUGGCUUUUAAGGAUGUAUGUGUUAAAAGUAUGGCUUAAUGGGAUGGAAUGAUAUAACAUCAUGAGCAGUCACUCUGCUGAAAAUCAUAAGGCUGAUUGCUCAUGAUGCUAUUGCAUUCCAAAGUAGCUAAUAUCAAUCGUUCUUGUAUUUUUUUUCUCCCUUAUUAUUAUUAUUGACGUCGGAUAGCUUGUAUUUUA